This is a messenger RNA of Olea europaea var. sylvestris, 582 nucleotides long. Its product is annotated as protein FAR1-RELATED SEQUENCE 4-like. The coding region runs from base 1 to 582 and encodes 193 amino acids. The record is from RefSeq and is a predicted model, not a curated record. The transcript has 2 exons. NCBI's taxonomy places the organism in Eukaryota, Viridiplantae, Streptophyta, Magnoliopsida, Lamiales, Oleaceae.
AUGGAUUUGGACGUCCAAGACAAGGAUGCCAAUGUUGUAGUGCAAUCUGGAAAUGAGAAGUUAACGGAGUCCGUGAACGUAGUGGAAGGUGUAACAGCAGGGGGAGAUGUUAUAAUUGCGCCUGAAGUGGGUAUGUUGUUUAAAAGUAAAGUAGAUACGUAUGAUUUCUACAAGAAAUAUACUUGUGCCGUGGGUUUUCCAAUCAAGAAAAUAAAUUCAAAGAAAUUGUAUGAUGAGAUUUUGAGAUAUUUGACAUUGACUUGUAGUCGUGAAGGCAGAAUAAUCAGUUAUAGCAGUGGUUCUUUGAAGCCACGUCCAACAGUAAAGAUGGGUUGUAAGGCCAGAAUAUUUGCAUCUUCUGCUACUUUUGGGAAUUGGAGAAUUAACGUUGUAAACCUCGACCAUAAUCAUGACAUAAGUCCUUCUAAAUCUAGAUUUGAUCGAUGUGGAUAUGAGAAUAUGACAUGUAUUGAAAAGGAUUGUUGUAACUACAUAGAGCGAGUAAGGCGCUUAAGACUUGGAGAAGGAGAUGCUGCAGCAAUACAAACAUAUUUUUCGAAAAUGCAAGCACAAUGCCCAUGA